This is a messenger RNA of Mastomys coucha (southern multimammate mouse), 4550 nucleotides long. It is a transcript of the gene Arhgap19, whose product is annotated as Rho GTPase activating protein 19. Gene Ontology annotation, cellular component: cytoplasm. Gene Ontology annotation, biological process: signal transduction; regulation of small GTPase mediated signal transduction. The transcript is spliced from 13 exons. Gene Ontology annotation, molecular function: GTPase activator activity. NCBI's taxonomy places the organism in Eukaryota, Metazoa, Chordata, Mammalia, Rodentia, Muridae. Bases 789 to 2288 code for a protein of 499 amino acids. The record is from RefSeq and is a predicted model, not a curated record.
UCCUGCUGCCUAGGAGACGGGACUGUGGGCUAGCGUGUCGCCGCCCUGCCCUUGAGUCACAGUGAUCCACAGGGCCGAGCUUUGUUCCUUGCUCCCGUGGUGUCUAUGCGGACGCUGCGGGGGUUGAGGUGCGUCGGUGCGGUCUGUGCUUCCCGGGGUGCUGCUCUCCGCGAGUCCCGCCGCCGUACGCGGAGCCCUCCCGGCGCUUUGGCUGCAGACCCCGGGGCCACGGUCGCGGUGUCUGCCCUGGCGCCGGGCAUUUUGAACGGAAACUGAAGCCCAGAGCGGUUUAGAGGAUCCCACAAGGUCCCGGGAGCUUUAAAUGUCCUUCGUGACAGCUUCUGCGCUUUAAUCAGAGCCACGACUCGAGUGAUGGUUAAAAGGGAUUUUUGUCCUCAAGCUGGCUGACCUUUUUCGGCUUCAGCCUUCGUCUGUAAAUGAACAGGACGAUACUUAACUUCAGAACCUGGACGGAAUGACACAACUUGUUUAAAGCGCAUAGCACCCAUCCUGGCAAAUACUAUUCAAAAUAUGAUAGAUUUUUAUGUUUACUUUAAGUUGUGAUCUCAUUUCUUCUUUCUUGGACGCGUACUGUCCCUGUCAUAAAGCCGAGCCUGUCUUAACUAAUUACAAAUAUUGGAGACUGAUACACUCCAGUAGAAUGAGAUUACUUACAUUGUCAGGGAUCAAUGCUAUGCUUUGGUACAGGAGUUAGUACAGAACAGAAGAACCAAGAAGUUUGGGAAACCGAGUUUGUGAGCCUGGAUUCUUCCUGAGCCCUGAGGAGUAUGUUUGGUGAUGCCAUCUGCAAUUUUGUCAUUUGCAAUGACUCUCCCCUUCGAAGUCAGCCUAUUAUCUUCAAUCCUGACUUUUUUGUGGAGAAACUCCGACAUGAGAAACCAGAGGUGUUCACCGAGCUGGUGGUCAGCAACAUCACAAGACUUAUUGAUUUGCCUGGAACUGAGUUGGCUCAGCUGAUGGGUGAAGUGGACCUUAAGUUGCCUGGUGGGGCUGGCCCAGCAGCAGGAUUCUUCAGGUCUCUAAUGUCUCUCAGGCGGAAGGAAAAAGGAGUGGUGUUCGGCUCUCCAUUGACGGAGGAAGGCAUUGCCCAGAUAUAUCAACUGAUUGAAUAUCUGCACAAAAACUUGCGAGUUGAGGGCUUGUUUAGAGUGCCAGGCAACAGUGUCCGACAGCAGCUUCUGAGGGAUGCCCUCAAUAAUGGGACAGAUAUUGACUUGGAUUCAGGAGAGUUUCACUCAAAUGAUGUUGCCACGCUGCUGAAGAUGUUUCUAGGAGAGUUACCGGAGCCCCUGCUCACCCAUAAACAUUUUCAUGUACACCUCAAAAUUGCUGAUCUGAUGCAGUUUGAUGAUAAAGGAAACAAGACCAACAUACCCGACAAGGAGCGGCAGAUCGAGGCCCUGCAGCUGCUCUUCCUCAUCCUCCCUCCAGCCAAUCGGAACUUGCUGAAGUUACUGCUUGAUCUCCUGUAUCAAACAGCGAAGAAGCAAGACAAGAAUAAGAUGUCUGCCCAUAACCUUGCUCUUAUGUUUGCACCCCAUGUCCUUUGGCCUAAAAAUGUCACUGCAAAUGACCUUCAGGAGAAUAUCAUAAAGUUAAACACAGGAAUGGCUUUUAUGAUCAAACACUCUCAGAAACUUUUUAAGGCUCCUGCUUAUAUUCGGGAAUGUGCCAGACUUUACUAUUUGGGCUCCCGAACUCAAGUGUCCAAGGAUGACCUUGAUCUGACAACCUCAUGUCAUGCCAUGUCCUUCCAGCGGGCAAGAUCUCAGAAACAGAACAGGGUCGAUUAUUACUCUCAGCAGGAGGAGACCCAGCAACAUACAGAAGUGGCGCUGAGAGAGCUCUUCCAACAUGUUCAUAACUUGCCAGACUCGGCGAAGAAGAAACAACUUAUCAGACAGUUCCAUAAACAGUCUUUGACUCAAACGCCAGGGAGAGAACCUUCUACUCCCAGGGUCCAGAAGAGAGCCCGCUCACGCUCUUUCAGUGGGCUUAUCAAGCGCAAAGUCCUGGGCAGUCAGAUGACUUCAGAAAAGACCAACAGUUCCCCUGCUCCAGAGUCUGUGGCCAUGGGGGAGCUGAAGAAAGCCAGCAAAGAAAAUAGGAACUUGUUCUUCUCUGGCUCUCCAGCUGUCACAGUGACGCCAACAAGAUUGAAAUGGUCUGAGGCAAAGAGAGAGGGGAGAAAAGGUAGCUGUGAGGACAAAGGAGAAAAUGUACACCAGGACCUGGGGCCACAGCCAUCACCAUACACUCCCUACUAAGUGGUGACUGUACGGAUUCUUUUGAAGGCUCUAUUUACUACUUCUGUCCUCCACAGUGAAGUUUCUCUUCAGUGGGACAAGUGUUAUUUCUGUUCUCAGUGAAGCUUGGACCUGCAGCUGCUGCUUGCUGCGCUUUGAAUUGUGAAAGCCAACUCAAACCCUGACCCGACUGAUACCUCUAACCCACUCACUGGAUGUCUCUGAAGCUGUGCGGCCGAGCGAGUGCUGCACUCUGUGUUUGUUUUUACUGUCAGAAGCCGCUAGCUGCCUGCCUCGGCUUACACAGUGCAGCAGGGAGGCAGGCCAGCUAGCUCACUCAGUGUGCUCAGGUCGGUUCUGUUUCUUCAAACAGAAAAUUCUGUGUUUAAUUGCUAGUAAUAUGUUUUAAAGUACUGUAGGUCUUAGUGGAUUGCUAUUAUCUUUAACUGGUAUUCGAGGCUUUCCUCUGUGUUGUUAGUAUUGAGUCACUGCUUGUUUAUUUACUUGUUUUAGAAGCCAUUAUUUUGAUGGAUAAUUAAGCAAAUUGCAAGUUAAAUGCCUUUCACCCCUUUUUAUUUUGAGCUUGUGAAGUCUCUUUAUCUUUGUGUUCAAAAAAUUUAUGGCUUUCCUAGGCAAUCUAUUAUUUCUUGUGUCUAAUACAGAAGAUUUGACCUGGCAAUAAGAAAGAGUUCAGUACAGUGUAUUUAACAGAUCUCAGUUAUUAAGCUGCAUUCCAUGCCCCUGUCUUCCCCUUAUGAUGUGAGAAUGGCUGUGUGGUUGUUACCUUGGUGAUGUGAGAAUGGCAUGGUUGUUACUUUGGUGAUGUGAGAUGGCUAUGUGGUUGUUACCUUGGUGAUGUGAGAUGGCUGUGUGGUUGUUACCUUGGUGAUGUAAGAAUGGCUGUGUGGUUGUUACCUUGGUGAUGUGAGAAUGGCUGUGUGGUUGUUACCUUGGUGAUGUGAGAUGGCUGUGUGGUUGUUACCUUGAUGAUGUGAGAAUGGCAUGGUUGUUACUUUGGUGAUGUGAGGAUGGCUGUGUGGUUGUUACCUUGCUUCCUUCAUUAUUGUCCUCUCAUCUAGAACAUGGCUGGUGCCACUGCCACAUUCUGUGCCCUGUUACUUGAGAAAUGUCAUGAUCUGCUACCUAGAGCUUGCUGCAGUGUGCAUGUGGUGGAGACUGAAGUAGGCCCAGGAGGGACUGGUUGGCUUCGGUAGGGUCCUGUCACACAUUCCUAGGGAUCAAAUAUGCUGCUCACCUGUCUCCUAAGAGCAGCUUGGAAUCAGGAAAGGCAUGGGUGGCAGUCUCUGCAGGGCCCAUAAGAUUUAAGAGUUUCCACAGGGAGCAGCUGUGAUGAUCCCCUUGGUCUAGAACAGUUGCUUCCUGCCCAUCUUCUUGUCUGGAUGGGUACAGGAAGUGAUGGAGUGUGGAGAGCCGCUGUCUAGUGAGCCGCAGGUGGCAGUUGAGGAUGCUGAGGUAUGAGCUUAUCUCUGUGGAACUAUGCAACCAUGCUCACCCUACUGUGGGGAACCAGAUAUCCAGCAAAAUACGGUUCCACCUUAAUGACAGAUAGUUGAACACGUGUUAUAUUGAAAUGAAGGCGACGUUGUCCAUAUACACUGUUUUGUUGCCAUGACAGCAAUGUUGAGGGAAAAUGUGAUAUUUGCCCUUCUAGCUGGAUAGUUUGGAAGCAUGGAGGUGUGGUCUAUAAUGGAUUUUAGUUCCUUUCUCGAAAGCAGUUUUAGGUCAUCCUUAAGGAUCUUUAUUAGCAAAUUCAUUUGUCUCGGUUUCUGACUCUUUCUGGUGGUGGAGUUACUAAGAAAAAGGUUCUUUUCUUUUUAAGGUAAAUUUCUUAUGACAGGUAUAUAGUGAGGUCAAACAGAAAUCUCUUUUGUAUUAGCAAAUCAGAGAAGUUCUCCUCAGCAUGGCGCUUGCUUUAGGUGUGUUCCACCAUGUUGUAAUGUAGCACUAUGCAGGGAUAGCCAAGCAGUGCCUUGAUGCAUCCAGGAGUUUUACACUCUGUGAGCAAGAAAGAAAGAGAGAGAGCGGGACUGAGGAGACGAGUGUGGGUGAAUGGAAGCAAUGCCAGGAGUGGUCUCGGUGAGGGUGGUGAGAGAAAGGCACACCCCAUGCACGUGCUCUCUGUAGGCAGUUACCAUGUGCAUUUGGGAAUGUGUAUUUUAUUUAUUUAUUGGAUAGUCAUUACUUGCUUUAAGGGUAUUUUAGGUCAUUUUUUUCUUAUGGAAGCUGUGAUCCAGUGCAGAAUAAACUUGAGGCAAAGCAUAA